AAAGGUAAAUGGCACAAGCAUACCGUCGAGCUUGCGGAUCUCUUAAAAAUGUAAAUGCGGAAGUUCACGCUGCUUUCGAUCGCUCUCAGCUAGUUUUAAUUUCUCGCAUUAGUUGGAGCUGGUCCUCGGCUAUGUGAGGAGAAAGAAGAGACAGUCUGCCUAUAGCUUACUUAACUGAUCUGCUUUGGGAACUUUGUUGAGGAUGUUCUUCACUGAUCGAGAGGAAGAUGUGGCCCUGCAUGAGCUGGACAAUGGGAAUGAGCCUUUACUUCCAUCACAGCGCAACUUGUAUCUUCCUCGAUCAUAUGACUAUGUCCUGGUGGCUGAUAAAGUGGAGGACAUGGAAAACCAAAUCUUCAAGAAGCAGGACGCUUUUAUCUGUGAACUGAAACAGAAGAACAUUAAAGUGACUAGAAUCGAUCACGCUGGAAAGGUGUUCUUUGGCGUCUGUGCACCUGAGGAGAUUUUUACAAAGUACAAGUACUUACUAAAGGUGUCUGAUGCCUGUAACUGGAGCGGAGAGCUAACGUGUGAUUUGUCUGUCUCAUUGUGCACCAGAAUCAGGAUCGUCCACUUUGUCUUGAACAAUACCUUUAUAGGAUCAGGAGAGGGCCUUAGAGACCUGUUGUGUCAGGGUGCUUUUGAGUCCAUCUUCUGUCUGCAUGAGAAAAAAGAGCAGAAAAAACUAAGGAAGAAGUGGGCGAGCUGGUUGGCAGUAAUGAAGCUUUUUCAGCAGCCUGUCACUGAUAUUAAGGACUAUUUUGGGGAGAAAGUGGCGCUGUAUUACCUGUGGCUGGGCUGGUACACACGCAUGCUCGUCCCUGCAGCUGUUAUUGGCAUCGUUGUGUUCUUGUACGGCCUUGCCUUCUUCAAUACAAGUCCACUCAUUCAGGACGUCUGUGGCUCCGACAUCAUCAUGUGUCCAAGAUGUGACAUAAGAUGCAGCGUGUGGAACCUGUCUGACACCUGUACAUACGCCAAGGUGAGCCAGCUAUUUGACAAUGAAGGGACAGUGGCUUUUGCCAUGUUCAUGGCAAUUUGGGUGACAACCCUGUUCUUGGAGCUGUGGAAGAGACACCGAGCUCUGUAUGUGUCAAAGUGGAAAGUGUUUGACUGGUGCGAGGAGGAGGAAGAAUUGAUUUUGGAGAUCGUAAAUAACCCCAAGUGUAAGCCAAAAGAGUUUACGCAUUCCUACCUGCGCAGCAUCGUGGUGCUUCUUUUGGUCACGUUAGUGCUGGUGGUGAUCAUAGGUCUGACGCACGCUCUGGUCAUCUGCCGUGUUUUAACUGCGAUAUUGUUGUCCCAAAGCAAGUGGCAUUUUCUGCGUGACCAUUCCACCACAAUAGCCAUGUUAUCUGGAGCAGUGCUGCACUACAUUACCAUUCAGGUUAUGACUCGGGUCAACAAAAUUGUGGCCUUUAAACUAUGCGAGUUUGAAAAGCCACGUUCUUUUGCAGCCACAGAGAAGUACUUCACAGUCAAGAUGUUCACGUUUCAAUUCUUCACUCUCUUCUCAUCUCUGUUUUAUGUGGCCUUCUUUCUAGGAAGGAUCAAUGGCUAUCCAGGAAAUUAUGUUCGAAUCGCAGGGAAAUGGAGACUAGAAGAGUGUCACCCAAGUGGCUGCCUUACAGAUCUCUUCAUCCAGAUGGCCGUUAUUCUGGUGCUCAAACAAACGAUCAACAACAUAUUUGAGUUCACAGUGCCCUGGUUAAAGCUGUGUUUUAAGCGAACAAAAGCCAAGACGAUGCGCAGAAAGUGUGGUAACUGUUACCGGAAGGCAUGUCGAGAAGAGGAGGGCAUUUUUGAACCAUGCGACCUCUGCAAGCUUCGUAACUGGAUGGAAAACUACGACCUGACUGACGUUAAUGCUUUCAGCUUGUUCAAUGAGUUUCUGGAAAUGGUUCUUCAGUUCAGUUUCACUACCAUCUUUGUGGCUGCGUUUCCUCUGGCUCCCUUGCUGGCCCUUAUCAAUAAUAUAUUUGAGAUCAGACUGGAUGCCAUCAAGAUGGUCAGCCUUGAGCGCCGCCUAGUGCCCAAAAAGACGAAUGACAUCGGUGUGUGGACUAGAAUAUUAGAAGCUGUUGGGGUGAUGGCUGUCAUUGCUAAUGGCCUAGUGAUUGGGAUUUCCUCUGACUUCAUACCCCGUCUGGUGUACCGGUACCAUUACGGACCUUGUGCUACCAGCCAAAGUACAAGUCUGGACUGUAUGACGGGAUAUAUCAACAACACUCUGGCAACAGCAUUCAUGUCCAAUCCGAACGUCAAAAAAGACUUCAUGUACUUGAUAGAGAAAGGAUAUAAUAUUACGCAGUGCAGUUACAAAGACUACCGCAGUGAUGAAGACCAGAGUCUCACCUCUCAGUUCUGGCUCAUUCUGGCACUUCGCUUUGCCUUUGUUAUUCUGUUCGAGCAUGUAGUGGUGAUGUGCAAGUUUAUUGCAGCCUGGUUUAUACCCGACAAUCCUAUCAGAGUAAAGAACGACAGGCUAGAGGACAAACUGAGAAGACUGAAAACAGAACUUGAGGAAGCAAAUGCAGUGUAUAACAGCAGAUGCACUGAGGUGUGAAUGUUGAGGUUUGAAAAACUCAACAAGGAAGAUUUCUGUGUUUGAGAUCACUGUCUCAUCUGUAUCCACGAGAUGUAUCUCUUCACCACUUUUAGAGCCAUCAUUGGAGCAGUUUACAGUUUUCCCUCACGGUCAGGAGUCGUAUUUGCGCUGCUUCGGAGGGAUACGCCAUGUAUUUUUUGGUUGUAUCAUAAAUUGUUCCUGAGCAAGGAAAGAAAAUUUGCCUUUUUAAAAAACUGUGAAAAUGUACAAAUCAAACAGUGGAUGCAUUUUAGUUUAUUUAGUAUGAAACAAGCCUAAAAAGUUAAUUUUGCUGCCAAAAACAUCAUAUUUAAGAUCAUUUAUGUUGCCUAGAAGACUAUUUUAACAGGAUAUAUUAAUAUAUUUUGGUGUUUUCCUCAAAUAGUCUUUGGUUUCACUGACUUUUUAUGUAAAUCCAAAGACCUGAAUGUGACGUAAAAGAAAAAUACAGGAAGUUAUGCCAGUAUGUGACAUGCUCUUUACGAUGCUGUCCAUGUUUUUUUUUUUUUUUUUUUUUAAAUAUAAAUAUAUUUUGCUGGUUUUUUUAUAUGGUCUUAUUGAUAUCUUCAUUAAUUGUGUUCCAGGAAUGAAAUAAUGGGGUGAAAUAAAUGUUGGCCGUUAAAAUAAAACAGUCAACAUUUUUUCCUCCUGAAGGUGUCACUGCUGAGUUGCUUCAGAUGAAGAAUUAUUACUUGUAUUGCACAAAGGCAUAGUUCAGUCCAGUGUAUUUAGUUUUAUUCUGUCAGUUGCUCAAGAUAAGAUAAGCUACAUUAGGCUGCUUCCCCUUAAUUUAGAAACAAUUUUAUAGUAGAAAUAAUAAUAAAAUUAAAUUAAAAU
This is a messenger RNA of Puntigrus tetrazona (Sumatra barb), 3424 nucleotides long. It is a transcript of the gene ano9b, whose product is annotated as anoctamin 9b. The coding region runs from base 203 to 2566 and encodes 787 amino acids. Gene Ontology annotation, cellular component: plasma membrane. The record is from RefSeq and is a predicted model, not a curated record. NCBI's taxonomy places the organism in Eukaryota, Metazoa, Chordata, Actinopteri, Cypriniformes, Cyprinidae. Gene Ontology annotation, biological process: chloride transmembrane transport. Gene Ontology annotation, molecular function: chloride channel activity. The transcript is spliced from 24 exons.